CUCUGUAUCUUUGGCCUAAUUCUCCCUUUCCUCACGCAACCAUUCAACAGCUGUCAAGACUGCUACUCUCCAUCCUCCCACAUCUCCUUCAUUAUUUAAAAAAACUCGUGAACGGUUUAAAAAAACAUCCAAACUCUUCCAAAAUGCAGUUCAACGCCAUCGCCCUUCUCACAACCACCCUCCUCGCCGGCGCCCAGGCAUCCGCCAUCCCCGCCUCCGCGCCGGCCGUUGUGCCCCAAGACGCCGUCCCCGUGUUCGAGGGCAGCGGUGCGGAGCUGGCCGGGCUCAAGGCCAAGCGCGACGGCAAAUACGAGUGGGCGGUGGUGCUGGGCCUGUACAGCGACUACAGCUGCGGCGCCGGGCAGCGCGACAACACCAAGCCCGACGGCACGUGCUACCCCAUGGGCGAUAACGACAAGGGCAUGAAGAUUUUCUGGCUGGCGCAGGGGUGCAGAGUUCUCAUCAAGGGACCCGGUGGCUGCGGUAGCAGUGGUGGCCAGUGGCAUAGCAACCUUAACCAGUGCAUCCCGCUGCGUGAUUUGUGGUACUACCAGGUGUACUGCUAAGCAGCGCCCAAGCCUUUUUGACAACCGAUGAGCCUCUCUUUGGGCAACAUUGGCCUUCAUAUUUUAUACUCUGCUUCUUCGUCACUCUUUUUUCCCGCCUCGAGGCGGCUUUUCAUUUCCUGUGGCUCAAGUAGCCAUCUCAGCUUUUUAUUUUGAUUCUUUUCUUUGUCUAUCAAGCUAUCACCCCAGCGUCCUGUCGUGAAGAGGUUAAAAUGGUAUAUGAGGCAAAGGGGAGCUUUUGAAGACGGGGGUUGGAAGAACGUCUAAAUAGUCCCAAUUAAAAUUGCAGCUUUUCCAGAUUCGUCCCAGCCCGCCCUUGUAAGGCAAGGAAUCCAUCGUGUUGAAGCAACCGGG
This is a messenger RNA of Pyricularia oryzae 70-15, 920 nucleotides long. RefSeq lists its product as uncharacterized. The coding region runs from base 144 to 566 and encodes 140 amino acids. Lineage: Eukaryota; Fungi; Ascomycota; Sordariomycetes; Magnaporthales; Pyriculariaceae. The record is from RefSeq and is a predicted model, not a curated record. The transcript is spliced from 2 exons.